Messenger RNA from Chinchilla lanigera (long-tailed chinchilla), 2239 nucleotides. RefSeq names its product carboxylesterase 4A (gene Ces4a). The record is from RefSeq and is a predicted model, not a curated record. Lineage: Eukaryota; Metazoa; Chordata; Mammalia; Rodentia; Chinchillidae. Bases 20 to 1702 code for a protein of 560 amino acids. The transcript has 14 exons.
GGCAGGAGCUGACCACAGCAUGAGGUGGAUUCUAAUUUGGAUUCCUGUCCUCUGUUUGGUGGUACACACAGCCUCAGGUGCUGUGCAUGGCCAGGAGCCUCUGGUGGUCACUAAAUAUGGAAGCCUCCAAGGAAAGCAGGUGCACGUAGGGAAGACUCCCCUCCAUGUCUUCCUUGGAAUCCCCUUCUCCAAACCUCCUGUGGGUGACCUCAGAUUUGCUCCGCCUAAGCCCCCAGAGCCCUGGAAAGGAGUCAGACGUGCCACCACCUACCCCCCUGCGUGCCUUCAGGAGUCCUGGGGGCAGAUAGCGUCCAUGUACUUCAACACGCGGAAACGGUACAGCUGGCUGCGCUUCAGCGAAGACUGCCUGUACCUGAACGUGUACGCGCCGGUGCGCGCGCCUGGGGAUCCUCUGCUGCCGGUGAUGGUCUGGUUCCCGGGAGGCGCCUUCCUCGUAGGCGCCGCUUCCACCUAUGAAGGCUCUGAGCUCGCCGCGCGCGAAAGAGUGGUGCUGGUAUUUCUGCAGUACAGGCUCGGCAUCCUGGGCUUCCUGAGCACUGGCGACAGCCAGGCCCGCGGGAACUGGGCGUUGCUGGACCAAGUGGCGGCUCUGCACUGGGUGCAGGAAAACAUCGAAGCCUUUGGAGGAGACCCAGAAAGCGUGACCCUGUUUGGCCAGUCCGCGGGGGCUAUGUGCAUCUCAGGACUGAUGGUGUCACCCCUAGCCCAGGGUUUCUUCCAUAGGGCCAUUUCCCAGAGUGGCACUGCAGUAUUUAAAACCUUCAUCACUCGUGACCCAUUGAAGGUGGCCAAGAAGGUUGCUUUCCUGGCAGGCUGCAGCCACAGUGACACAAAGAUCAUGGUAAACUGUCUGAGGGCUCUGUCAGGGGCUCAGGUGAUGCGGGUGUCCAAGAAAAUGAAAUUGCUUCACAACAACUUCCAGAAAGAACCUCAAGAGAUAACAUGGUUCCUGAGCCCUGUAGUGGACGGUGUGGUGUUCCCAGAUGACCCUGUGGUGCUCCUGAUGCGGGGGCACAUUUUGCCUAUGCCCUACCUUCUAGGUGUCAACAGCCAGGAGUUCAAUUGGCUCUUGCCAUAUAUCAUGAAGAUCCCACUUGGCCCACACUUAAUGAGAAAACAAAACCUCGCCAAGCUCCUCUGGAGCACCAGCACCCUGUUGAAUAUCACCAAGGAGCAGAUACCACUUGUGGUCGACGAGUACCUGAGAGACAUCCAAAAGUAUGAUUGGAAGAUAGUCCGAAACCAUUUGAUUGACCUAGCUGGAGAUGCCACCUUUGUGUAUGCCACAUUGCAAGCUGCCCGCUACCACCGGGAUGCUGGUUUCCAAGUCUACCUGUAUGAGUUUCAGCAUCACGCUCGCUCAGGCAUAAUUAUCAAACCUCGAACUGACGGGGCAGACCAUGGGGAUGAGACUGGCUUCAUCUUUGGGAAACCCUUCUCCAAAGGCCUGUCCACAGCUAAGGAAAAGGCACUCAGCCUCCAGAUGAUGAAAUACUGGGCCAAUUUUGCCCGCACAGGGAACCCCAAUGAUGGAAAGCUGCCCUAUUGGCCACGCUUCAACAAGGAUGAAAAGUACUUGCAGCUGGAUUUUAUCAUAAGAGUGGGUGCGAAACUCAAGGAGAAGAAGAUGGCCUUCUGGAGGAGUCUGCACCAGCCUCAGAUACCCAAAAAGCAGAAAUAGUUCCGAUUUGGAGAAUGGUGAUGGGGGAGGGUUUAUCUACCGCCCAGACCUGGGGGAAGCUGGCCAUGGAUACAUCCAGAGUGGAGAGUCCUGCCUGCUCAAUCUAGGAUAUGCAGAAGGUCCUGACUAUUUCUAGGCCAGAGCUAGAGCCUUCUAGCUGGGGUCCCUGCACCGCCUUGUCCAGCCUCACAUCCCCUGACACCCACAUAUCUCAUGGUCUACAUCAGUUUAGGCCAAGCUCAUAAAUUGCUACACUGUACCUAACACCCACAGUCUCAGAACAGCCCUUCUCUCCCUUCUCCAAGUCCUCCUGCCCUUUAAGAUUUACUUGCAGCUUCUUAUGGGAAGUCCACAGAGCCUGCCACUGCCUGCCCACUGUUCCCAGAUUAUCAUUUAUCAUCCACCCUACUCACCCUCAUACCUGUUCAGCCAGAUUAUGUGUGACACACAGCAAGGGUCUGGUAGCUUGGGCUCUUCUCCACAGCCCCUUAAAGCCUACACACAUAGUGGUGCAUAUAGUUUUCAAUAAAGACAUGU